AAAAAAUAUGUUGUCUACUAAUUUGGUCACCUUUGUAUGUUGACAACAGGCAUGGAAGACAGUGGUAAUGAGUGGAGAGUGGAGAGUGGAGAUAACAAUAGGCUCUCAGUAUCAUUUACCUGAAAUAGCACCCAAUGCAAUGCAUUUAAACAUCAAACUGGGAGAUACCUUAAAAAUUUCUAGUGCAAUGCUCAAGAUUCUCACUUCUAGGUUUAUUUUAAGAAAAGUUUUGAAAGCUUGUUGGUCACUGCCACGUCUUGGAGAAAGUCAUGAACUUGCUUGA
Messenger RNA from Gryllus bimaculatus (two-spotted cricket), 283 nucleotides. NCBI's taxonomy places the organism in Eukaryota, Metazoa, Arthropoda, Insecta, Orthoptera, Gryllidae. The record is from the annotation of a GenBank genome assembly.